UGCCAGGGGUAAAAUGGCUGCCAAAAGUUUUGCGUCCCGCUUCAGAGGCUCCCGCCGUUUUCUGAAUGGCUUCGUGGCAGGAGCGGUAGUGGGCGCCGCGGGAGCCGGGCUCACGGCCUUGCAUUUUCUCCGGAGUCAGGGCGCUGAGGCAGCGUUGGCGGUGAGGGAGCCAGAAGGUAAGUCUGUGGGUUCGAUCUCCCUUCCGCGACCCAGGUGUCGGGGCCCGACUCCUGCCUCGGGCGUGACUCGAAAUCCUCCACGCGCGGCUUUCGCCAUUCAUCCGCUCGCCUCCUUCACCAACUUCCUUCCCCCGGGGGCCUUCUUGGUCUUCUACCCCCAAAGUAUCCACGAAAUGAGAAGGCAUGUCAGCACAAGUUACUAUUUUUAUUUCUUUUCGCAGAAAGCCAUGGCUGAAACCUUUUACCUUUCUAAUAUUGUACCUCAGAAUUUUGAUAAUAAUGCUGGAUAUUGGAACAGAAUAGAAAUGUACUGUCGAGAACUGACGGAGAGGUUUGAAGAUGUUUGGAUAGUGUCUGGACCGUUGACCUUACCUCAGACUGGAAGCGAUGGAAAGAAAGUAGUUAAUUACCAGGUGAUUGGUGAGGACAAUGUGGCGGUCCCCUCGCACCUGUAUAAGGUGAUCCUGGCUCGCAGAAGCCCAGCGUCCCCUGAACCGCUGGCACUAGGGGCCUUCGUGGUUCCCAAUGAAGCCAUUGGCUUCCAACCCCAAUUACGUGAAUUCCAAGUGAGCCUUCAGGACCUAGAGAAAUUGUCAGGACUGGUGUUUUUUCCUCAUUUGGACAGAACUAGUGAUAUCAGGAAUAUCUGUUCUGUGGACACCUGUAAGCUCCUGGAUUUCAAGGAGUUCACUCUGUACCUGAGCACGAGAAAGAUUGAGGGAGCCCGCUCGGUACUCCAAGUGGAAAAGGUCAUGGAGAACUUGAGGAACGCAGGGAUCGAACCCGACGGCUAUUUCAUGAGUCGCUAUGAGAAGAAACUGGAAGAACUCAAAGCUAAGGAGCAGUUAAGAAGCCUGGAGAGGAAGCCAUCCUAGGCUUAAUCUCAGACGUGUGAUUAUCGUCUGUGAUGAAGCAGGCAGGUCCUGCUCAGGCGAAUGUGGCUUUGCUUUAAGAAAUCAUGGAAUACUAAAUUGAACACUGAAUUUCUCCCCCAAAGAUGAAAAAGCUAACAUUGUUUUUGUUAGUAUUUUAUUUGACGUGGGGACUAAUGAUUAAGAAAACUUGACCUGCAGGUCAAGGGCUGAUCUUGUGUCAGGCUAACGGGAGGACUGUGUCCACAAGACCCUCAGAACGUAUUGUAUGUGAGGGCAUACUGUAUUUUCAUGUCUGCACAUCGUACAUCUAAUGUGUCUGCUUAGUGUUCCUGGACCCCAGCAUUGUACAUUUUCUUCCCCUAGGACCUGAGUUGGUCUUAGAGAUGGCUUUUCGAUGCCCUCUAUGCAUGACCCUGUCCUGUCCACGUGUAUUGUCUGUUUCUUGUCCCUCCUCUCAUGGAGCUGCUGUUCCUGUCGUACGGAAGCUCACUUAGUGCGCUCUGUAUACUAAGCUCAGUGCUUCACAUGUGACAUCUUACAGUGACCCUCUGAGAAAUGCCACCAUCCUCCUUUUAGUCAUGAGGAAAGUGAGCUUAGAAAUCAAUCUUAAGUGUUUUAGCUCAGGUUUGCCUGCCUGAAGAAGUGACCCACCAGGAAUGAGGCAUAUAGGACUAAGAAAGCAUGAGGUACAUUCAAACCUUCCGCUACUCAGAGGCUUUUGACUAAGAAAUACACACCUACAUGGA
Messenger RNA from Hipposideros armiger (great roundleaf bat), 1800 nucleotides. It is a transcript of the gene EXOG, whose product is annotated as exo/endonuclease G. The transcript is spliced from 5 exons. The record is from RefSeq and is a predicted model, not a curated record. Gene Ontology annotation, cellular component: mitochondrial inner membrane; nucleus. Lineage: Eukaryota; Metazoa; Chordata; Mammalia; Chiroptera; Hipposideridae. Gene Ontology annotation, molecular function: RNA endonuclease activity; single-stranded DNA endonuclease activity; nucleic acid binding. Bases 14 to 1054 code for a protein of 346 amino acids. Gene Ontology annotation, biological process: apoptotic DNA fragmentation.